This is a messenger RNA of Lasiodiplodia theobromae, 396 nucleotides long. RefSeq names its product Zinc finger protein. Gene Ontology annotation, molecular function: RNA polymerase II complex binding. Gene Ontology annotation, biological process: transcription elongation by RNA polymerase II. The transcript is spliced from 3 exons. The record is from RefSeq and is a predicted model, not a curated record. Gene Ontology annotation, cellular component: transcription elongation factor complex. NCBI's taxonomy places the organism in Eukaryota, Fungi, Ascomycota, Dothideomycetes, Botryosphaeriales, Botryosphaeriaceae. Bases 1 to 396 code for a protein of 131 amino acids.
AUGGGAAAGCGCAAGAAGGCGGCGAAGAAGCCCGCGCAGCCAAAGAAGAAAGAGGCGCUGUCGACCACCUUCCAGUGUCUGUUCUGCAACCAUGAGAACUCGAUCCUCGUGAAGCUCGACAAGAAGGCUGCCAUCGGCCACCUUUCGUGCAAGGUGUGUGGCGUGUCGUUCCAAUGCAAUAUCAACGCGCUCUCCGCCGCCGUCGACGUGUACUACGACUGGGUUGACGCCUGCGACGCCGUCGCCGAGGGAGAGGCCGGUGCCGCCAGUGGCAAGACCUUCCGCGAACCUGGAUCGCUGCAACGAGGACAAGCCGGUGGCGCUCGCCGUGGCGGAGACGACUUCAUCGAGGAUGACGAGGCCGAUGCGGAGGGCGACUACGCCGACGACGAUUGA